Molecule: messenger RNA, 1719 nt
Organism: Hyaloscypha bicolor E
Lineage: Eukaryota; Fungi; Ascomycota; Leotiomycetes; Helotiales; Hyaloscyphaceae
Exons: 3
Coding region: 1-1656 (551 amino acids)
Source: RefSeq, a predicted model, not a curated record
AUGCCGUCUAUUGUAUCAGACAUCCUUGCUCUAAUAGCUCCAAAUCCUACCUAUACUUUGCUGAAGAAGUUCAACGUACCGACGGGACACGGUCUCAGAGCUGCUGUCGCAGUAACAUUUGAGACUAGCAAGACUAUAACAUCACUUUAUACUUUGUUGUUGAAAACGAUUGGCCUUGAAAUCUGGUAUAUGGUUGUGCUUCUUGUCGUCGCUCUCUCUGCCAAGAAAGUCCGAUCACAUAACGUCUCCAUUGUUGUUAUUGUCUGGAACGCGCAAAGUUCACCUCUAGACAUCAUCAAACUGAUGUUCGGCUACGUCACACACACUCCCCAGUAUGCCUUGAUGUGGAUAGCUCUAGCCGCCCUUGCUUGGGCUUCUUCUACUGCCCUUUCGCUCCUGGCCACGAGAGAUUUGAUCAUCAACUUGUCAGCGCCUCUGACAGGCUCUUAUGCUCUCCGACUCAAUCAGAUCACUACACCUGCGAACCUUAGAGCGAUCGGUGCUGCCGACAACUUGACGGCAAACGCCAAUGUGAGCGUGAGCGCAUCUAGCCCCACAACCGAUGCCUCUGGUAAUAUAUUCUACACUGUGGACUAUGGCUACACCAUUUCAGAUGUCGAUUUUGGGCUGCAAAAUGCAUCAGGGCUUCUCCUGUCAGUGACGGGCUCUUGUUUCACGGAUUAUACCUGGUACAAUGGAACUUAUAAUGAAUCAGGCACAUUGGAGGACAAUUAUCUAUUAUUUGGAUCGCAAAAUCCCUCUGAUUCCCUGGCCGUAUCGAUAGCAGAUGGCGGCCCACCAUUAGCCUUCUUCCUUCUCCCUCCGGAAGGUCCAAUUGGUAGCAAUGCUAGCUACGCGAUUAUCAUAUCGUCUUUGUAUAGAAAGAGCUUUACCGAAGGAAUAGAUCCAUGGUACGCGACCAUGCCACUCCCUGGAGAUCGGUAUGGGGCUGAAUACCAAGUAGCUCCGGGGAGGCCAGUGCUCAACUGUUGGGAAAAUGAUAUCUGGUCCUAUCAAGGAAAUAGCAGCUCGACCGCCGACUUAGAAUACCUUGGGGCCUUACCUCUAUCCUUGGCAACAUUAUUUCAGCGCUUCCUAAGCGCACCUCGAAUCAUCAAUCUCGGGCAAGCUCUUGGCACCACCGCUUUGAAGUCCGCAACCGGCACUCAAGGCUAUUACUUUGACGCGCAAUCAUCAAGCCUACAUAACGAUCUCGAACGUCUCGUCCUAGGCGCUUACCAAGCAACGAAGAACACUUUGCAAGAGUUAACACAGUUCAGCACACAGUAUUCUGACAUCGGAAAUAUUAUGCUCAACAACGAUAGCAUGCUCCUUCCCGGAGCAGACCUGUUUGUCAUCUACACUCCAGACGCUGCUGCACUCUCGCUCGCAAUGGUCAUUGCUGUUCCGAUAAUUGCAGCCUUGCUUCUAGGCAUCAACCUUUUACUCACCACUAAUUAUUUUCCUUGGGGAUAUGUGAAUUCAUUGAAAGCUGCAGUCAUCUACAGUGCACUGGACGAGAAAGAUACAAAUACUAGUCGCUGGGACCGAAGCUCGACAGCGCCGGUCUACAAAGACCACGGUGAUGUUGAAGGAGCUGUACAGACAGCACUUGUGCGGCCUGGACUUGACCGUAAAAGAAGGACUCUUAGUUAGCUUGCGGCACAUGAAAACAAACCUACGUAAGCCUAGACAUUUACUUCCGGUGAAACAGCUGUG